CUUCCCAACCUCCUGCCAUGGGCAGGAGAGGAAGUACUCCACUGGAGGGUCCCAGGUGGGCCUUUGGGAGGAGUAAGGAUUCCUUUCUGUGACAUCACAAUGUCCAGCCCAGGCUCAACCCUGGCUACUGAGGAGAAAUUAUCUGCUGUAUUAAAGGUGGGAUGCUACCUGAUGGAGCUAGAAGGAAUCAGCCAGCCAUGACUCUGGUUCAGCUAAUUAACAAAAGAGACAUCUUGAGCUAAUGUGAAUGGGGAACAACUACAGGCAACAUCAAGGAUCAACAUUCUGCUUAGAGACAUUUUUGUCAAAUAAACACUUCUGUUGGACUUGACGUCUCCUUGGUUUAUCACAGCAAGUGCUUACUAGGGAUAAUCUAUUGGCUGAUAGAGUAGCAAAUCAAAAGUAACUCGACGCCAUUGAUUCACUUAAGCUCGUGUGGGAACAAUGGAAAGAGGCAGCCGUUUCCUUUGAAAGAGCAGAACAGUUUGAGAAAAUGGCAUGUAACAUACCUAACCAACGACAGCGGACAAUGUCAACAUCUGGAAAAGCUCUGUAUGAAAUUCUUGGUCUGCAUAAAGGAGCAUCAAAUGAAGAAAUUAAGAAGACCUACAGAAAAUUGGCCUUAAAACACCAUCCAGACAAGAAUCCAGAUGAUCCAGGGGCUGCUGAAAAGUUUAAGGAAAUCAACAACGCCCACACAAUUCUUACUGACACGUCAAAAAGAAACAUUUAUGACAAGUACGGAUCACUGGGACUCUAUGUGGCCGAGCAAUUUGGAGAUGAAAAUGUUAAUACCUACUUCAUGCUGUCAAGCUGGUGGGCAAAGACUCUGUUUGUCAUCAUUGGCCUCUUGACCGGCUGCUAUUUUUGCUGCUGUCUGUGCUGCUGUUGCAACUGCUGCUGUGGACGCUGCUGGACUAAGUCAUCGAUGCCAGAAGAGGACUUCUACGUGUCUCCAGAGGAUCUUGAGGAGCAGAUCAAGACAGACAUGGCAAAAGAUAUGGACUUCCCAGUUGUUCUCCAGCCCACAAAUGCAAAUGAGAAAACACAGCUAAUCAGAGAAGAACCUCGAAGUUAUUGUACAGACUCUUAAUAUUGAGCCCACUGAGGGUCCACAGUACCUCCUCUUGGUUCAGCCAUGUCUCCAGGUGGUCUUGUUGGGGGAGGGGAGGGGACAUGAAAUGCUGUGAACUUUUCAACAUUUGUAUUUUAUCUUUAGGUUAAGGAAAGAUGACUGCUACAUAAUUUUCUCAGUAUGCAGAUUCACUCUUUGAAUAGAAUUCCUAAUGGAAACACACAUUCCAUUUUGAUGAAUAAAGGCCUGAAGAGUU
Molecule: messenger RNA, 1331 nt
Organism: Cervus elaphus (red deer)
Lineage: Eukaryota; Metazoa; Chordata; Mammalia; Artiodactyla; Cervidae
Gene: DNAJC5B
Product: DnaJ heat shock protein family (Hsp40) member C5 beta
Exons: 7
Coding region: 494-1093 (199 amino acids)
Source: RefSeq, a predicted model, not a curated record